Eutrema salsugineum is the source of this 3853-nucleotide messenger RNA. RefSeq names its product pentatricopeptide repeat-containing protein At4g19191, mitochondrial. NCBI's taxonomy places the organism in Eukaryota, Viridiplantae, Streptophyta, Magnoliopsida, Brassicales, Brassicaceae. The record is from RefSeq and is a predicted model, not a curated record. The coding region runs from base 53 to 3760 and encodes 1235 amino acids. Gene Ontology annotation, molecular function: RNA binding; protein binding. The transcript has 8 exons. Gene Ontology annotation, biological process: RNA modification.
UCAAUAACCAAAAAAGUCGAGGAAUUGUGAAACUUGUUUGGGCUCAAAAGAGAUGGACGGCGAAGAAGGCAGCGGAAUACGGCUGAGCAAGAGAUUUGCCGGCGGGAAAGUCACCGGCGGUAGCUUAGAGGUCGAUUACAAGACGAAAUCCGGUACUGCUUGGAGCCACUCGUUCCUGAACCAGAAGCCAUGGCAUCCGCUUUCUUAUCCCAACCAGCGCCGCAAGUGGAUCGCCGAGCAGACUAAUGCCCAACACGAUCGCAGAGCCGAAGAGGUGGCCCGUGAGUUUGCGCAAGAGCAGGAGUUCUUCAAGCAGGCGGCUCUUAUCUCGAAGAAAGAAAGAGAGAAGAUCGAAAUGAUGAAAGCCGUGAGCUUCAUGUAUAUUCGCCCACCUGGCUAUGACCCUGAAAGUGCCAAAGCAGCAGAAUACGCAGAUGAGAAACACGAGGGUCAGGGAUCUUCGACUCAGAAUCCAGUGGCAGAUGACAAUGUUGGUUCUAAACCAGCAGAGUCAGUAGCCGGGGGUGACCAUUCAGGUCAAGAAAGGAAGAAACCACGACCAAAAGAUGUGUUUGGGCGUGCUCUUCCUACUGAAGAACAAUUUGAAGUCCUUAAAAAUGCACCAAAGCUGGAGACUGGUAUUGCUGGGAGGGCAAAGCCAUUUGCAGUUGAAUUGCGUAAUGUGAAAUGUCUGAGAUGUGGAAACUUUGGGCACCAAAGUGGUGAUCGUGAUUGUCCAUUAAAGGAUGCAGUAAUGCCAAACGAAGAACAACGAUUGAAAAGAGAUGAUCCAUUGACUGCUAUCAUUGCACAUACAGAUCCCGGCGAGCCUCUGAAGUGGGAGUUGAAACAAAAGCCGGGCUUGAGUCCACCUCGUGGUGGUUUUGAUCCUGAUGAUCCAAAUCAACAAAUCGUCGCUGAAGAUAUAUUUGACGAAUAUGGAGGGUUCCUUGAGGGCAGCAUCCCAAUAGAAUUACUGAAGAGUAUGUCGUCGAAUAAGAAAAGAAAGUCUAAGAAGAAGAAGAAGCAUUCAUCUCGGACUGUUGAGGAAACUGAUGAAUCUUCGACAGGCUCAGAAGAUAGUAGAGAGAAGAGAAGAUCGAAGAAGCGCAAGGAUAUUAAGAAGAAGAGCAAGAAGCAUUAUGAUUCCGACUCAAUCUCCUCUGAAGAUUCAGACUCUGACAGUUACCGCCCAAGUAGAAGAAGACACAACAAGCAUAUAGAUCCAUCUGGGACAUUAACAUCUGAUCUUUAUCACCAAGGUAACAGUGAGAGAGAAAAGCAUCCGGAGGACAAGAAGCAUCAGAAUUGGAAGAAAAUAGCGGAUAUACCUUCUGCUUCAUCUGAGGAUUCUGAUUAUUAUAGAAAUCACAGUAACAGAAAGAAAAGUUCAGAAGAGGAUUACAAAAUCCAUCACAGGGAGAGAAAUAAAAGCGAUCAUGUUUCAGAAAAAAGUCGGAAACAUAACAAUUUGGAGUCUGAGAAGCUUCAUAAAGUUGAGGAGAAGCAGCGAUAUGAGGAGAGAAGACACAGAUAUGUCGAUGUAGAGUCUGAGAAGCGUUAUAGAUACGAGAAGAAACCGAAAUAUGAUGAUCUUGAUUCCGAGAGGCAUCACAGGAGUGUGAAGGGUAAAGAAAAGCGUGUGUAUGAUGCAUAUGAUGAUCGAUACAAAAGCAAGAAAAAAGCCAAAGAAGACUCUCGAUUAAGACGUUUAUGCACAGCAAAUAAAACGGUGCGUUUUCAAUGUAAGCAAAACAUUUGCUUUCCCGCCUGCGCGAGUGAGAGAGAAUCCAUGUCCUUGAUUCACCGCCGGUUAAAUCGUUUUCCUGGAUUAUCGUCUGUAAACGCUUUUAACGUUCAGGUGCGAGAAGCGAUUACUCGAAAUGAUCCGGCAGAAUCACUUCUUCUGUUUCGAGAAAUGAAGCGUGGAGGAUAUGAACCGAACAGCUUCACCUUUCCAUUUGUGGCGAAGGCGUGUGCCAGGCUCGCUGAUAUUGGGUAUUGCGAGAUGGUUCAUGCCCAUGUUCUAAAAUCACCGUUUUGGUCUGAUGUGUUCGUCGGGACUGCAACGGUUGAUAUGUUUGUAAAAUGUGAUUGUCUGGAUUAUGCCGCUAAGGUGUUUGAGAGAAUGCCUGAGAGAGACGCCACCACUUGGAAUGCAAUGCUCUCUGGUUUUAGUCAGUCGGGUCACACCGAUAAGGCGUUUUCUCUAUUCCGUGAGAUGAGACUUGGCGAGAUCUCACCUGAUUCCGUGACUGUAAUGGCCUUGAUUCAAGCUGCUUCGUUUGAAAAAAGCUUGAAGCUUUUGAAGGCUGUGCAUGCCUUUGGAAUACGUUUAGGUGUAGAUGUACAAGUUACAGUUGCCAAUACUUGGAUUUCUACUUAUGCGAAAUGUAGUGAUUUGGAUUCAGCUAAGUCAGUAUUUGAAGCUAUUGAAAGAAGUGACAGAACUGUUGUCUCUUGGAACUCCAUGUUCAAAGCUUAUGCUGUCUUUGGAGAAGCAUUUGUUGCUUUUGGUUUCUACCGAUGGAUGCUGCGUGAAGGAUUCAAGCCAGAUUUAAGCACUUUUAUUAAUCUGGCUGCGUCGUGUCAGAACCCUGACACGCUAACGCCAGGAAGGUUAAUUCAUUCGCAGGCAAUCUGCCUCGGUACAGAUCAAGAUAUAGAAGUGAUCAAUACCUUCAUUUCUAUGUAUUCGAAAUCCGGGGACACCUAUUCAGCAAGGCUUUUGUUCGACGGCAUGCCUUCCAGAACACGUGUUUCUUGGACUGUUAUGAUAAGUGGGUUUGCCGAGAAAGGCGACAUGGAUGAAGCGUUGGCCUUGUUUAAUGCCAUGACCGAAGCAGGAGUGAAACCAGAUCUGGUUACCUUACUCUCCCUCAUUUCAGGUUGUGGAAAAUUUGGUUUACUGGAGAUUGGAAAAUGGAUUGACGCUCAAGCAGAUACUUAUGGGUGCAAGAGAGAUAAUGUCAUUGUCUGCAACGCUCUCAUUGACAUGUACUCAAAAUGUGGAAGUAUAACCGAAGCUCGAGACAUCUUCGAUAACAUGUCUGAGAAAACUGUCGUCACAUGGACUACGAUGAUUGCUGGAUAUGCUUUGAACGGAGUCUUCCUCGAAGCUUUAGAACUUUUCAACAAGAUGGUAGAUUUGGAAUUUAAACCAAACCACAUAACCUUCCUCGCCGUUCUCCAAGCUUGUGCUCAUUCAGGUUCUCUUGAGAAAGGGUGGGAGUAUUUCCUCACCAUGGAAGAAGUUUACAGCAUCAGCCCUGGAUUAGACCAUUACUCUUGUAUGGUAGAUCUUCUCGGAAGAAAGGGAAAGCUCGAAGAAGCAUUAGAACUCAUCGGUAACAUGUCAGCUAAACCCGAUGCAGGCAUAUGGGGUGCAUUGCUUAGUGCCUGUAAGAUCCACCGUAACGUAGAGGUGGCUGAGCAAGCUGCUAACUUUCUUUUUACCUUGGAACCAGAAAUGGCUGCGGCUUAUGUAGAAAUGGCAAACAUAUAUGCAGCAGCUGGCAUGUGGGAUGGUGUUGCGAGGAUUAGAUCGAUGAUGAAACUCAGGAACAUUAAGAAGUAUCCAGGGGAAAGCAUGAUUCAGGUGAACGGGAAGAAUCACACUUUCACCGUGGGAGAACGUGACCAUACAGAACAUGAAACGAUAUACCUUGUUUUGGAUGAUUUGAGCAUGUUUGCGAGAGAUGAACAUACGUUGCAUAAAGAUGGGUAUGCUGAACAAAGUUAUCAACUUUGCUGGGUUUAGAUUCUUAAUCAGAAGGUCUUUGGUUCCAAACAGUUGAUCCUCAGUUUUGGAGGACCAGAUUCUAACCGGAAGUGAUGGGGAAUCUGAUAUCAA